Bactrocera tryoni is the source of this 1135-nucleotide messenger RNA. It is a transcript of the gene Lst8, whose product is annotated as protein LST8 homolog. The coding region runs from base 141 to 1088 and encodes 315 amino acids. The record is from RefSeq and is a predicted model, not a curated record. Lineage: Eukaryota; Metazoa; Arthropoda; Insecta; Diptera; Tephritidae. Gene Ontology annotation, cellular component: TORC2 complex; TORC1 complex. Gene Ontology annotation, biological process: regulation of actin cytoskeleton organization; TOR signaling. The transcript is spliced from 2 exons. Gene Ontology annotation, molecular function: protein binding.
CGUAAAGAAAGUGAACAAAUUUAUCUUGGUUUUGUGACAAUAUUCUUAAUAUAGACAACUUUAGCUUCCUUUCUAAAUACUCGUAACAUUGAAUUUGUUUAAUAUGAAUUAUUAAGUCAUUCAUUGUGAAAGUAUACAUAAUGGAAGCUACUGGAGAUCAGUUAAUUUUGGCCACAGGUGGCUAUGACCAUUCAAUCAAACUGUGGCAAGCACAUACCGGCCACUGUAUACAUUCAAUGCGCUUUGUGGACACCUCACAAGUGAACGCACUUGACCGAACCCCUGAUAAAACUCGCUUGGCUGCUUGUGGUUACCAAUGUAUACGCCUAUAUGACAUGGAGACUAGUUGCACGACCCCUGUCAUAAACUUUGAAGGUGUACAAAAAAAUGUAACACGCUUGGGUUUCCAAGAGGAUGGUAAAUGGAUGUUCACUGCUGGAGAAGACCACCGUGUUCGCAUAUGGGAUAUGCUGUCACCUCAACCACACUGCUCACGUGUUUUCGACUGUCAAGCCCCCGUUAACGCCGCGUGCUUGCAUCCAAAUCAAGUUGAAAUCGCAAUGGGUUCUCAAAAUGGUGGGGUAUAUUUAUGGGAUGUUAAAUCUGAAGUACACGAUCAACUUAUACCGGAAGUCGAUGCAUCCAUACAGGAUGUGGCAAUCUCACCUGAUGGACAAUAUAUGGCAGCGGUUAACAAUAAAGGGAACUGUUAUAUUUGGUCUCUAAGCUCGUCGCCAAACCAACAAUUGAGUACACUUAGUCCCAAAUUAAAAAUAGCUGCACAUAAACGUUAUGUCCUGCGCUGUAAAUUUAGUCCAGACUCACGACUGCUUAUAACUACCUCAGGCGAUGGAACUGCAAGAAUAUGGGAGACUGAACAUUUUACAAUGUGGCGUGAAUUGAGCGUGGAAAAUUAUUGGGUGUGGGAUGCAGCGUUCAGUGCCGACUCCAAAUAUGUAUUCACCGCGUCCUCGGAUGGAAUAGCACGCUUAUGGAAGCUCCAAACGAAAAACGCGGAACGAAAGUAUACGGGUCACACCAAAGCCAUUACAGCUUUGUCAUUUAAAGAUGAGAUCGUCUCAGAAUAACAGGAAGUGAAGGGGAGUGAAACGAGCGGCACGUCUGAAGCAAGAAA